Molecule: messenger RNA, 1852 nt
Organism: Dermochelys coriacea (leatherback sea turtle)
Lineage: Eukaryota; Metazoa; Chordata; Testudines; Dermochelyidae
Product: P2R1A-PPP2R2A-interacting phosphatase regulator 1-like
Molecular function (GO): protein serine/threonine phosphatase inhibitor activity
Source: RefSeq, a predicted model, not a curated record
AUGCGGCUACAGAGCCCAUGCGCGUUUCCAGCACACCAGUUUCCCCCACCCCGCGGCUGCCUGUGGCGCAUGCGCAGUCUUCCAGCGGCGGCGCGUUGUGUGUGGUGGUUCUCUAGUAGGCCGGGUCGCCUGUUCCCCCGAGGAGGCGGCAAGGCCGGCCCCGCGCGCAGGCGGCCGAGAGGAGCCGAGGAAGAGGCGGCGGAGGCGGCGGCGGAGGAGGGAAGGAGCCGCCCCCUCUCGUCUCCCCAGCAUGGGGCGCUGCUGGUGCCGCCCCCCUCGCCGGGCUCGCAGCGCCCCCGGGCUCUGCCUGCAGCGGCCUCUGCGGGGCCUGUAGGGGCGGCCGGGCCGUCGGAUCGGGGCGGGGGGCGGCAUGAGGAGCCGCUGCGGCCGCCCCCAGUGAAUGGGCCUCGCGGCGGAGCAGGAGCAGCCGGAGCCGCCGCGAUGGCUCAAGAGAAAAUGGAGCUGGACCUGGAGCUGCCGGCGGGGAGCGCGCCGGCCCCGAGCGACGGGGGGAGCUUGAGGAGAUCGAACAGCGCCCCCCUCAUCCACGGGCUGAGUGAUAAUUCACAGGUUUUUCAGCCUUAUGUGUUGCGAACCCGCAGGAACAGUACAACAGUUAUGAACCGUCACAGUAUAUUGCUGUCAUCAUCUCCCAUUCGAAUUCCUAGCAGCAGACUUCAUCAAAUCAGAAGGGAGGAAGGAGUGGAUUUAAUGAACAGAGAAACAGCACAUGAAAGGGAAGUGCAAACAGCAAUGCAGAUAAGCCAGUCAUGGGAGGAAAGCUUGAGCCUGAGUGACAAUGACUUGGACAAGUCCGAGAAAUCUUCCUCUCCAAAGAGAAUAGACUUCAUCCCAGUUUCCCCAGCACCUUCACCCACCCGAGGAAUAGGGAAGCAAUGUUUUUCACCAUCCUUACAAAUGUUUGUGAGUAGUAAUGGAUUACCUCCAAGUCCUAUUCCUAGUCCAACAAGGCGAUUCUCAAACAGGAGGAGUCAGAGUCCAAUCAACUGUAUCAGGCCCAGUGUUCUUGGUCCCAUUAAAAGGAAAGGUGAAGUGGAAACUGAAAGUCAGCCAAAGAGACUUUUCCAAGGAACUACCAACAUGCUUUCUCCUGAUGUUACACAUCUGACAGAUUUCAGUUCAUGUUUGUCUUCAGAUAUUCUCGAUAGGAGUAGCAGCAGUAUUGGUUCUUCCUCUGAUUCACUGGCUAAAGGCAGCAUUACCACAGAAUCUCCAGUAACAUGCUCAAAUUCAUGCUCUCCAUUCAUUUUGAUGGAUGAUCUCUCACCUAAGUGACUUAAUCUGUUCUGACUCAGUGUUUAGCUGUGCUGUACACUCGUACAGAGAAAUGAAGAACUCUGAUCCUUGAGAAUCAUUAACAUGAGGAUUAAAAUACUAAUGGAAAAAUUAAUGUAAUCUUAUUUCUUGACAACUCUUCCCAGUGGUUUUGAUUUAGCCUUAAUGGACACUUUAGACCAUAUUAAUGUCUGGUUUUGAUUAUUUUACAAAUAAGAUGUCUGUUCAGUUUAUACUAACUCUUCUUUGUUUUAAAGAAAAAACCUUUUGAUUCCUGAACAGGUAUCUUUUUACAAUAUUAAUGUUAUUUCUAGGAAAAUACUGUGUACUGUUACUGCCAUGGUCACUUUGUCUGGAGAAACGUGGUGGUUGCAGAGAUGUUUGGGAAAUACUCAUUUAUUCGUUGACUGAUUAUUUUUAGUAAAUUAGAUUUUGCUAGAUUUUUAUUUCAUAAACACAAUUUCUGGUUGGGGUAAAUAUCUAAUUUCUCCCACCAACUCAAAGUAAAAUUAUUCCCCCAACUCUGUAGUUGCAGCUAUCCCGAGCCAUUUCUUCC